Messenger RNA from Gadus morhua (Atlantic cod), 3656 nucleotides. RefSeq lists its product as uncharacterized. The record is from RefSeq and is a predicted model, not a curated record. Gene Ontology annotation, molecular function: protein binding; GTP binding. The transcript has 2 exons. Bases 264 to 3656 code for a protein of 1130 amino acids. Lineage: Eukaryota; Metazoa; Chordata; Actinopteri; Gadiformes; Gadidae.
ACUUUACUAAAACAUAUUUCAACCUCACUUUGCACUACAGCACUCACUGCAUUUGCUGCAGGAAAUGCAUUUUCGAGUUAUUAUUACGAGACAAUUAAUAUUAUAAACCUGUCAGUAUUAUAGUAGGCCUAACAGCAGCGUUGGCCUGCAUACAAUUUAAAACUGAAAAUAGACAUUUAAUUAUUCAUAAUUUAUCUCUGCGUUUAUUUAACCAUUUUCUGUAGAGUUACUUAUUUUCUUUCUAAGUAGCAAUUCUAUAUAUAAUGCUUGCUAAACUAAUUUAUCUUUCAAUUAACUUUGUUAUAAGCUAUGGUAUUUCUAAAAUAUAUUUGAAGAAGAUGGUGUGUGUGUGUGUGUGUGUGUGUGUGUGUGUGUGUGUGUGUGUGUGUGUGUGUGUGUGUGUGUGUGUGUGUGUGUGUGUGUGUGUGUGUGUGUGUGUGUGUGUGUGUGUGUGUUUUCAGAUGGCCGUGGACAGUGGUAAGACUGUAGUGCUGGCCGCACUGGGCCGGCCCUUCAGUCUGGGGAUGCUCUACGACUGCCGCAACGACUCACUGAUCCCCGCUUUGACACUUUGGGACCGGGAAGCCUUAGAGAAAGGAGCAGAUGAAAGACACCAACCAUACAAUGACUUUGAAAUAGUUGCAUCUGACUCCAUCGAAGACAAAUCUUCUGCAUUGAAGGUUGAAGCUUCACUGAAAGCCAGUUUUCUGUGUGGACUGGUUGAGGUAGAAGGCUCUGCUAAGUUUCUCUCAGAUUCUAAGAUUUCCAGAAAACAGGCUAGAGUGACACUAAAAUACAACACCACCACCAAGUUCAAAGAGCUGUCAAUGAAUCACAUUGGCAGUGGUAAUAUGAAGCAUCAAGAUGUUUUUAAGUCAGAACAAGCAACACACGUAGUGACAGGAAUCCUUUAUGGGGCACAAGCCUUCUUUGUGUUUGACCGUGAAGUGUCAGAAAAGGAAGAUAAGCAAGAAAUCGAGGGAAAUCUAAAGGUGCUGAUGAAGAAAGCACCCACCUUGAAGAUAGAAGGCCAAGGUUUUCUGAACAUUGGAGAAAAGGACAUUGCAAAUGUUGAGAAGUUCUCCUGCAAGUUCCAUGGGGACUUUAACCUUGAGAAAACCCCUGUGUCUUUUAGGGAGGCAAUAGAAGUCUUUCAAAGCCUACCUAAGAUGUUGGGAACCAACGGAGAGAACGCAGUUCCUCAGAAGGUCUGGUUAAUGCCACUGAAGAAUCUAGAUACUGCUGCUGCUGAACUGGUUAGACAGAUAAGCCAUAGAUUAGUCAGGGAUGCUCAGAAUGUCAUGGAGGACCUCAGCGAGCUGGAAAGGAGAUGCAACGAUGCAGAAAGAUGCACAACAGCCAAGCAGUUCCCACAGAUUAACAAAAAGUUAAAGGAUUUUAAAGAGCUGGUUUCUCAGUACAAACUGGAGUUCCAGGAUAUUAUGGCGAGGAAACUCCCAUUGAUCAGAGGAGGAGGAGAGGAGGAAAGUGUUCUCGCAAAUAUCCUGAAAAAGGUACAUUCCUCUCCCUUCAAAAGUGGUGAACUGAAUGAGUGGAUGGAAAGCAAAGAGACAGAAAUCAAACUCAUCAGCUCUCUGAUUGACAAAAUGCCCAACAUGACGAUCGUCACUAGUCGCAGCACUCUGCACCAUGAGAUCCACAGCGGAGAUAUCACAUAUGCUGUGUGCUUUGUCUUUACCUCCCUGGAAACCCCAGAGCCUUACCUUUCAGCUCUGUCCAACUACUUGGAUGAAACCCAAACAGACAACGUGCCAUGUGCUUAUGAUGUAGAAAAGGAACAAUGGUUCUUCUCAAAUGACGUAAUGGACAAACUGAAAGAGAAAGUAAAGCUCUUCAAAGAUUUUGCAGAAGCCAACAAGGAGAACAACAGCAUCAGAUUUCUAACAGCUGCGACAAGAGAUGAUGAGAAGAAAGGUGCAACCCUCCACCUCUACAAGGAUGGCUCCUUAGUGACUGACAACUUUGAACCACCUUCGAAGCCAGAAAUGAUCACAGCUGACAUAACCCACAACAGUGUAACACUGAAUAUUUCACCACCUCGAUUUGGGUUGACAACUGUGAACCACUACACUGUUGAGUUCUGUGUCCAUGGAGGCGAUGAUUGGCAUCAACAAAUAGAGAGCAAGGCUGGGGAUGUCACAGUGUCCGGCUUACAGAUAAAUAAAAAGUAUCAGUUCAGGUGUAGAGCCAACUGCACAGUCGGCUUCGGUCCGGCCUGUGUAUCUUCAAUUAAAACUUUACCAUCCAGUAAAGUUAAGUUAAGUUCUAGAGAUCUUUCUAAGCGGUUAGCAGAAGCAGUUAAGAAUGAAGGCAGGAAGAAUUCAGGUACUCGGGACAUUUACACUCUUCCUUUGAAAGCCCAGCCCAUGGAGAUAGAGGGAUGCAAAUGCUUCAUGUUUGGAAAAGACUUUGGUAAAAAGAACCGCACCAUCAUGGUUCUAGGAGCCAUUGGGUCGGGCAAGUCCACCCUGAUCAACAGGAUGAUCAACUACAUCUUGGGUGUCACAUGGGACGAUACUUUUAGAUUCAAGUUGGUAGACGAAGGCACGGCCAAGUCUCAGGCUCACAGCCAGACCUCUGAAGUCACCGUGUACAAGCUCAACCACCGAGAGGGCUUCCAGAUCGACUACUCCCUGACUAUUGUGGCCACGCCGGGUUUUGGAGACACGAGAGGCAAAGAAAGAGAUAGGUUGAUUAUGAGUCAGCUAGCAAAUUUAUUCUCUGCUGAAAGUGGAAUCAGCGAGAUUGAUGCCAUCUGCUUCGUGGUCCAAGCACUUUUAGCUCGGCUUACAACGACGCAGAAAUACUGCUUUGAUUCGGUGCUCCGCAUAUUUGGCAAAGAUGUGGCAGAGAACAUCCGGAUUCUGGUGACAUUUUCAGAUAACACAAAACCUCUGGUUCUCGGGGCGAUCAAUGAGUUCGGGGUCCCAUGUCCUAAAACGAAAAAUGGUUUACCAAUUCACUUCAAAUUCAAUAACUCUAGACUUGGUGCAUUCAAUGAUGAUUAUGAUGAUGAUGAUGAUGAUGAUGAUGAUGAUGAUGAUGAUGAUGAUGAUGAUGAUGAUGAUGAUGAUGUCCAUAAAAGGAUGUGGGACAUAGGAACCAAAAACAUGCAAAAAAAAUUUUCUGAUCUGAAAGUCAUUGAGACCAAGAGCUUGACCUUAACCAUGCUCAGACAGAGAGCUCAGCUGGAGAUCUCCAUUGAGAAUAUCGAGAUUAAGGUGAAAUUGGCCUUAACUCAACUUGAGGAGAAUAAAAAAGAAUCUCAAAUUCUCCAAGCACACGGGUCAGCUUUCGCAGGCAAGCUGAAAGAAAAGUAUGAGACGGCCUCUAAGAAAGCCAUGUCCGUUGGUGACAUCAUCAAACAGAUGGAGCUGGAGCACGACCACCUAGAGGACGAGGUGGUCGGGCUGAUGGAGCGCUCAGCCAAGUGUCUCAACACCCUGAAGGAGAUCGCUCUGAGGCCCGAUCCAAUCUCAACAGCUGAAUACAUCGACCUGCUGAUAGAGGGAGAGAAGUCAGAGGGCAAGCCUGGCUACCUGGAGCGCAUCAAUAAACUCAAGGAGCUGAAGAAAAAGGCCAUUACCGCGGGGAAGGUUGCUAGUGGGGCCACGGCCGACUCAAUUUUGCAGUAG